AUGUGGGCAAAAGCAGCAUCACUCUUCGCUCUAGCGGCCACUGCCGUUGCCCAAUCCAAGGGCUUCAACUAUGGUGCCACCAACGCAGACGGCUCAUGCCGCGGGUACGACGACUUCGUCCGCUUCUUCAAUGAGGCUAAGUCCCUUCCUGGAACAUCUGGCUUCAACACAGCGCGUCUGUACACAUCGAUUCAAUGCGGCAGCCAAACAGAGCCUAUCUCAGCCUUCCGCGCAGCCAUCGACACUGAUACAAGAAUCCUUGUAGGUCUCUGGGCUAGUGCCGGACGUGCCGCUUAUGAGCGGGAACUCAACGCCCUCCUUCAAGCUGCUAGGGAUCUGGGCACUCCUUUCACAGACAGGAUUAUCGGAAUCAGUGUAGGAUCUGAGGACCUAUACCGCAGCAGCGAGCAGGGAAUCAAGAACAAAGCUGGCGUCGGUGCUACCGGAGCUGAGAUCGAGGGAUACAUCGGUUGGCUCCGUGACUGGGUUCGUGGAACCGGACUCGCCAAAUGCCCCGUUGGCCACGUCGACACAUGGACUGCCUGGACCCUAGCGGAGAACCGUGGCGUUGCCCGCGCUGUGGACUGGCUCGGUCACAACUCUUUCCCCUACUUUGAAAGCGACAGGCCAAACUCCAUUGACAAUGCACGCGAUAACUUCUUCACUUCUGUCGCCCAGACUGCGAGCGUAGCAGACGGAAAGGAAGUCAUCAUCACCGAGACUGGUUGGCCACGAAUUGGACCCGUCUCUCGUGAUGCCAUUGCUUCUCUCGACAACAUGAAGCGUUACUGGAAGGAAGUCGGUUGCUCCCUCUUCGGUGUCCGCACAACCUUCUGGUACACCCUCAAGGAUGCCAAUGCUGGCCAGACUGAUUUGUCCUUUGCCAUUACGCCUCUCCAGAACAACACACCUUACUUUGACCUCACUUGCUAG
This is a messenger RNA of Bipolaris zeicola 26-R-13, 933 nucleotides long. RefSeq names its product glycoside hydrolase family 17 protein. The coding region runs from base 1 to 933 and encodes 310 amino acids. Gene Ontology annotation, biological process: cell wall organization. The record is from RefSeq and is a predicted model, not a curated record. Gene Ontology annotation, molecular function: glucan endo-1,3-beta-D-glucosidase activity; 1,3-beta-glucanosyltransferase activity. Gene Ontology annotation, cellular component: extracellular region; cell surface; fungal-type cell wall. The transcript has 2 exons. NCBI's taxonomy places the organism in Eukaryota, Fungi, Ascomycota, Dothideomycetes, Pleosporales, Pleosporaceae.